GCGGGGCUGGAGCUGUGGCCAUGGCUGCAGCGGGAGCUCUGCGGGGUUUCGUGCGGGGCGGCGGUCGCCGCCGCUGCUGCUUCUUCUCCUCCUCGGCUCUCGUGUUAUUGCUGUCGCCGCUGAGGGCGGCCCUGGGGCUCCCGGUUUGCAGGAUGAAAUCAUCAAUAAGCUUUCUUACUCGGCCGGAUCGACCAAAACUUGCUUACCAUCGACUAAAAGGCAGGAAUCCAGGGGUUAUUUUCCUUCCAGGCUUUAAUUCAAAUAUGAAUGGUCAGAAAGCAACUGCCCUUGAAGAUUUCUGCAGCUCCCUGGGUCAUGCCUUUGUCAGAUUUGAUUUUACAGGAUGUGGAAGUUCUGAUGGUAACUUGGAGGAGUGUACAAUUGGGAAGUGGAGAAAAGACGUUUUGUCUAUACUGGAUGAACUUACAGAUGGACCACAGAUUCUAGUGGGCUCCAGCUUGGGUGGAUGGCUGAUGAUUCAUGCUGCAAUAGCACGCCCAGAUAAAGUAGCUGCUCUAGUUGGAGUAGCUGCAGCAGCAGACCAUCUUGUAACAACUUUUAAGAAGCUUCCCAUUGAGGCACAAAAAGAAAUAGAAGAAAAAGGGCAAUGGAAAUUCCCAACCAAGUAUAAUGAGGAAGGGUAUUACUCCUUGCCAUAUGACUUUAUCAAGGAGGCAGAAAAUCACUGUGUGCUAAACAGUCCUAUUCCUGUGACAUGUCCCAUACGACUGAUCCAUGGCAUGAAGGAUGAGGAUGUCCCCUGGCAGAUCUCCAUGCAGGUUGCUGAGCGUGUUCUGAGCAAAGACGUGGAUGUUAUCCUGCGCAAAGGUGGCCAGCAUCGGAUGAGUGAGAAGGAGGAUAUCAAACUUCUUGUCAAUACUGUUGAUGAUUUAAUUGACAAGCUGGCAAUACUAGCCUAAGCUGCAGAGUAGCAUACCUGCAUGAACUUUACACCUGACAUUUUUCCAUGAGUAGCAGAAACCCAGUUCUUAACAAGAUGAUAACAGGCCUGUGACUAUCGCAGUAGGAGCUGAGCUUUACCUGCUGUUUUCUGACCUCUAUUUCGUAAAUACAGGUAUUUUUAUUAACACUGCAUUUGCACAGACAGUCCAAAGUGUGAAGGAGUGCUGCUGUUUUGUUCUGAAUCUCUCCUUCACGACUUAAACCUUUUUCACAAGCUUCCUAUAUUUUUUUACUGAAAUCUUGAUUCAUUUCUGUUACUCUUGGGCUGUGGAGUAAAACUUUAAAUUCCCAUGUCUCUUGACAGCUUUUCCACGUUAUCCUUUUGCUGUAAUAUUUGUGUAUUUUAUGUCUGAAACCAUCUGUGCAAGGCAAAAUACAACUUAAGUGUUUACUAAAGCUAUUAUUACUAGAAAUAGUGACUAACAUGGUUAUAAUAAACAGAUUUUGGAUGAAUUAUCAUACUGUUCUUAAGUAUUGUUAAAAUUGGUAAGUGGAAGACACACCCUGAUGGUGUGCUUGGGGUACUGCAUAUGGGACAAGUAAACUUAGAAUACAGUAUCUCCAAGUGCUUAUCAGUAGAAUUUUCUGUCCUCUUCUGCAGGGUACCUUUUUGUUAGUGUUAAUCAGUGGGUCUAUUGGUAAGGAAAAAAAUAUAUAAUCAGUGUAAACUGAAACUAGAUCAGUGAGUUUUUAUGGGAGUUGCUUUAAAGCAGGGAAUACAGAACCAUAGAGCAUUGCUGCCUCUGUCCUGUGACUUGAUUACAUUAUCACAAGCCUGAGAACUUGUAGCUGACACUUAAUAGUUGGAUAAUUUUUGUAAUGUAAAUUACUAAAUUUAAUAGUAAAUAGAUUUAAUUGCAAAUGUGAUUAUUACCUGGGUUUUAUAAAAAAAUAUGAGGCCAGUCUCAGUAUAAAACACCAGUCAAAAGUACAUAGUUGUUUCUGCCUUAAUAGUAUCACUGUUGCUACUUUUUUUUAAAAGACUGAAGGUUUGUUGUUUUCAGUGUUAGUGUUGUCAGUAGAAGUAUGCUGGCAGUAGUAGUAAGUUGUAUAGACCUUUGCUGAGGUAGUGAUUUCUAAUUAAAAAAAAACCAAAACGAACCCAGGAAAAAACAACAAAGUAAAAAGACACCCUAAAUUUCAGGUGAGUUCCUGUGAAGUACAGUUUUGUUUAGGCUUCAAUAAAAAAAUCAGGAAUCUAUUGCAAAAAAAUUGGAAUUCUGGUAUGAGAUUAAAAAACAUGAUUCUAGUUUAGAUGGAAAUCUUCUAAUUCAAAUGCACCAAUUCCCCAGUUCAGUUAUCAGUCUCAGGAUACUUGUUUGAGGAAUUACAGCAUCCCAUGAAAUCUUGUUUCCAAGUAUUUCUAAAGGGAGUAAACUUUUUUUCUGUACAAAUAUGCAAUGUGCUACUUUCUUAAACUUGUACUGAACAAGUGUUUUGCUCCUGAGAAAACUUAAUUCAGAUAAUUUAUGCAAAUUGCUCAGCCACUUCCAUUUCUGAAGGUUGAGUUGUGUUCAUCUUCAUGUACUGUUAUGUAGUUGUCCUCUUCUUAUAUGCUAAUGUGACUUGGAUUUAAUAAAACCUGAAAAAUAUAUUUUAUUUUAAAGACACAAUCAGAUCAUAAUUAAUUUAAUUCAAAACUGCCUGCUUGUAGCUCGCCUAUGAGAGUUUUUUCUUAAUCUACUUUUGUCACAGCUUUAGAUUUCUUUGUCUCUUACUGAGACAAAGUUUGAAAAAA
Molecule: messenger RNA, 2701 nt
Organism: Calypte anna (Anna's hummingbird)
Lineage: Eukaryota; Metazoa; Chordata; Aves; Apodiformes; Trochilidae
Gene: ABHD10
Product: abhydrolase domain containing 10
Exons: 5
Coding region: 21-920 (299 amino acids)
Biological process (GO): protein depalmitoylation
Cellular component (GO): mitochondrion
Molecular function (GO): hydrolase activity, hydrolyzing O-glycosyl compounds; palmitoyl-(protein) hydrolase activity
Source: RefSeq, a predicted model, not a curated record